This is a messenger RNA of Cryphonectria parasitica EP155, 705 nucleotides long. RefSeq lists its product as uncharacterized. The transcript has a single exon. The record is from RefSeq and is a predicted model, not a curated record. NCBI's taxonomy places the organism in Eukaryota, Fungi, Ascomycota, Sordariomycetes, Diaporthales, Cryphonectriaceae. The annotation marks the transcript as partial.
AAUCAACAAACAAUCGCCCGUUCGUUACCCCGGCCUCUUGUUGGCACAAACGACACAAGAGUAUACAAGAACUUUCGACUAACGAUUUUCGCUUUCUCUCCAUGUGGCUACAGUCUUUUCCCUCCUUUCCUUCCAUCUCAUAAUCGUAAAUGUCGAUUUUGUCACUGAGGUUCCUAUCCCCGCGCGUCUAUACGUCGUCGUCGGCGGGUCUCUCUUCACGUCACUUUGGCCCCAAGGCACAGCGUUCACCGCUACCUCGCGUUUUGAGGAGCCCUGCGCCUUCUUCGCGUCUGAGGGAUGAGCAGUUGAGCUUCUACAACAGCUCAGCAUCCGCCCUCCUACCGGGCCGUCAUUGACUCCCACACUCGACUGGCCGGUCCACCCUCGUUAGGAUGGCCAGCGCCGUUCCUUUGUUCAACGGCCUCAAGCAUCUCCCGUGUCCCAAGGAGACUGAAGGCCGCACAUGCACUACCACAGGCUGUCUCUUUGGCCACAGGGCCGACAGUCAACCCUCCGACACGAGGAGCCUUCACCGAUCUUUCGACGGAGCCGCAGACGAGGAAGAGGAAGGCCCUGCGAGUGAUGGAAAUGGGCUUCCCCCUAGUAAGCGUCAAAAGACAGCAAUCCACCGGCCUGGCGAGGUCGAAGGCCAAGGUGGACGCGUGGGCGACGGGCCCGCUAGUGGCUCACAUAUCACAAGUCAUC